AGUCCGAGGCAGUCAGGGGGACAGAUGCGGAUCACGUUGACUUAAAUUGUCCUUUUUUUGGUGGCUGUUAGUCGGUGGCAGCAGGUCGAGGCUUUAUCAAACGCGCAGACAUCAUCUAUUGUGGGAAAUGCCGCUUGUAUAAGGUGUUUUUGAUCUGUCUUUCACCGCUGAGGAAACGCCAGUGUGUUGGUAAAGACUGUCAGCAGAUACAGAAGACCCGUCAGACCAUGAACUACGUGGGCCAGCUGGCAGGCCAGGUGUUUGUCCAGGUCAAAGAGCUCUACCGAGGCCUCAACCCCGCCACCCUUUCUGGCUGCAUCGACGUCAUCGUAGUGAGACAGCCGGAUGGAUCCCUGCAGUGCUCACCUUUCCAUGUUCGCUUCGGCAAGAUGGGAGUCCUCCGGUCCCGGGAGAAAGUGGUGGACAUGGAGAUCAACGGAGAACCGGUGGAUCUGCACAUGAAGCUUGGGGACAAUGGAGAAGCAUUCUUUGUGCAAGAAACAGAAAAUGAUCAGGAAGUGGUUCCCUCCUACCUGGCCACCUCUCCCAUCAUGUCAGAUGGGGCCAUUCUGAUGAGCUCCUCCCUGAUGGGGAAGAGCUCGGGGACGCCCAUACAGACCCUGGGCUCCACGGGGAGCGCGGGAGAGACUGGCAGUUCGAUGAUGAAGAAGAGGAGGAAGAGGAGGAGGAAGGCUCGGGCGGACAGCGUGAGGAGGGAGGAGAGCGGAGAAUACUCAGAGGACGAAGACAUGUUCACCAUAGACAUCAGCUCAGAUGAGAUGGCAGAGAUUGAAAGCAACAGGAGUUCAUCUCGGGAUGUUUUAAGAGAGGAGACCACAGCGGGUCCGACCAGCGGCUCUUUCAAACAGACGGGCAUCUACACUCGAUCAGAUGGAGAGUGGAGCCCCAUUCAGAGCCCUGGAAACUCUCGUCCCACCUCCCCUAAGAGCGACUCUGAACUCAUGACUAAGACGUCAGACGCAGACAAUCAAAAUCCCACCAUGCACUGGGCGUGGGGAGAGCUGCCACAGGCUGCUACGCCGUCCUUCCUCCCACUGAAAUCUGACCCUCCACCAGUUUGCCCAGUAUCCAUCCCCGUGUCUGAGAGCACACACUUCCGCGUGAUAACUCAUGAGACGUCGUCUGAACAGUGCAGACCCUGCUCUGAGAUAUCGGCACCCAGACUGCUGAUGCCGGAGGAGAUCACUGAGGAAUCAGUUGUGAUGGAGUCUGUAUCCAUGAGGGUGGAGACGCAGACGGCGGGAGGUGUGGCAGCUCGUAUCGUGUCUGACAUGGAGGAGACGAUGCCUCGUCUACCGGGCAAGACAGACUCUCCGUCCAAGAGAAAAGACAAGAGAAGCCGCCAUCUUGGCUCUGAUGGGAUUUACCUGGAUGACAUCACAGAGCUCGAGCCUGAAGUGGCGGCCCUCUAUUUCCCUAAAAAUGACGGCGGAGCAGCAAUGAGGAGCAACUCAGACCCGGGCCUCCACAGCACCAGUCUGUCCCCACAGUCCAUCAGCUCUGGAGGAGACAGCGGAGUGGACAGUUACUGCGACUCCAUGGCUGACAUGCCAUCUAUCGCCAUCUCCUUGUGCGGAGGACUCAAUGACAACAGGGAGAUCACUAAAGAGCAGUUCCACGAGAAGAUCAUCUCUUACCAGCAGUUUUCGGAAAACCCCUCCAUCAUCGACGACCCCAACUUAGUCGUGAAAAUUGGCUCCAAAUACUAUAAUUGGAGCUCUGCGGCUCCACUCAUGCUGGCUAUGCAGGCAUUUCAGAAACCGCUGCCAAAGGCUACCGUGGAGAACAUCAUGAAGGAGAAGAUGCCCAAGAAAGGAGGGAGGUGGUGGUUCUCGUGGCGAGGCCGAAACAGCAGCACCAAAUCGGACUCAGUGUCAGAGCUUGGGGCCUGCGGCUACACUGAGCAGGCUGGGAAUCUGUCAAGCAGACAUAAAGAAGAGUCGUCCUCUAGCGAUGAAGACCACAGGGCAGCCAUACAGAGCUCUGCCUCCAUCCAAUCAGAGCUGUCCUCAGGAGGCGUCUCUUAUAAGAAAACACUUCGACUCACAUCAGAGCAGCUGCUGUCUCUCCAGCUGCAGGACGGUCCUAACGAUGUUGUGUUCAGUGUGACCACUCAGUACCAGGGAACCUGCCGCUGUCAGGGAACCAUCUACCUCUGGAACUGGGACGACAAGAUCAUCAUCUCUGAUAUAGAUGGAACCAUCACCAGGUCGGACACAUUGGGUCACAUCCUGCCCACACUGGGGAAAGACUGGACCCACCAGGGCAUUGCACACCUCUACCACAAAGUCAGCCAAAAUGGCUACAAGUUCCUGUACUGUUCAGCUCGAGCUAUCGGCAUGGCUGACAUGACGCGAGGAUACCUCCACUGGGUCAACGAGAGAGGCACCAUGCUUCCGAUGGGCCCCGUCCUGCUCAGCCCGAGCAGCCUCUUUUCAGCUCUGCACAGGGAGGUGAUCGAGAAGAAACCAGAGAAAUUCAAGGUGGAGUGUCUCAACGAUAUCAAGAACCUCUUCUACCCAAACACUCAGCCCUUCUAUGCAGCUUUUGGCAACAGACCAACGGACGUAUAUUCCUAUAAAGAAGUUGGAGUGCCACUGAACAGGAUUUUUACAGUAAACCCUAAAGGUGAGCUGGUGCAGGAGCACGCCAAGACCAACAUCUCAUCUUAUGUCCGUCUGGGUGAGGUGGUGGACCACGUGUUUCCUCUGAAGGUGCGAGCCUCCUCCUCAGACUUCCCCUGCUCAGACACCUACAGCCACUUCACCUACUGGAGGCAGCAGCUCCCUCGAGUGGACCAUCAGGGAACUACACCUCCUCAGACUCCCCAUCCCAGCAGCUGACUACCUGCGGCCUGCUGAGCACUGACGUGUGUGUGAUGCGACUUUGUAGAUUUUUGUAGCAGAUGGAGCACUUUGAGUGCACAGCGGACAGGGAGCUACUUAAAGGGUAUGCUUGGAGUUAUUCAACGUGGAUCCUAUUUUUUUCCAUGUGUUUGUGUCUAAGUGAGUAAUGAAGAACGUUUUUUGAAGCUGGUCCAGUAUUGAGCGAGCGCACAGAAACAGCCUGCAAUAUAACCACUUGGGACUUUUGUGUGCUGUCAAUAGACCUUUUUGUGUAAAAGUAAGGUCGUUCAAUGUAAGAAGCUGCAAAAAAGGACUAAGUUACAGUGCACACUUUAAAAGAGCUGAUAGGACCACAUUUCACCGGAGUCGUAUGUUGAGUUUUAUGAAUCCAUGUGACAAAUGAUUGAUUUUUGUUUAACCAGAAACAGUCCAGAAAUCGCUAUCACCACAUCGACCAAACUCCAUUUAAAUAAACUGUCAUUUUAGCGAGUACCAAGCCAACAUAUUUUCACAUCUAACUGAGGUAAUUAAGGGCUUAUUUCAGCCAAACCAGAGUUGGUAAUUUGAGGAACAGUGUAAAAAAAAAAAAAAACAACCAAGAUGGUUUUUGUGAGUUUUAUUUUGUUUCUGUCAACUUUGAACACCUUUACUUAAUUGGAGUUUGGUGGAUUUGGCAGUAGGAUUUUGGGGCUGUUUCUCACACAAUAAAAAAGUCUGCCUCUGUAGGGAUCCUUUCCAAUGUUGUCAGACACUUGUAAUAGCAACCUGAGCCUGUCAGCGGCAAAAACAAACACUUUCAGUGGACAUUAAUAGAGGAUGUGGACAGGCCCAGAGUGGUUACAUUGCUGCAUAUUUUGCUCUUGCUCAAUACUGGACCAAUUUUUAUUUUAUUUUAUUUUUUUAAACAUUGUUCCAGUUAUUCACUUGGACACAAAAACAUGGGAAAAUAGAAUACAGGUUAAAAAUCCCAAACUUACCCUUUAAGUAAGUGCUGUGAAUACUCUAAAAACGCACAAGAUGGAUGUAAGCGCACUUUUAUGAGAAGAGGGCCUCUUUAGCCUUCUGACUAGAUAUAUGUAUAUGAGAAAUGAAAAUAAUUUAUUCAGGCAGCUUAGCACACAUUAUUAUUGAGUGACUGUUGACAUCAUUUAAGUAGCUAGACUUUCUAGGAUAUUUAUGCAGACAAUCUCAUAUUCUAUCAACAGACUAUACAGCGGCUGUGCAGCCACGCGUCGCACACAUCAGAAAGCAAGUUACUCAAACUUGUGCCAAAUACUCUAUUUAGAAUUUAUUUUCUUACUUUGAACUUUUGAAGUCGAGACUGUUACCGAUCCUCAAUCAGCAGAUACAUACCUGCAGGUUAAUUUUACUUAAUAGCAACAUGUGUGUGUGUGUUAUCAAUUAUUCUGUUUGAGUUACGCAGUAUGUUAAAAUGUAUUACAGAGCACAAUGAAUGAAUGAUCAUCUAUGUAUCUUGAUAUUAUCCUGACAGAGGGUAAAUCAUAGUUCAGAAUAUUUAUUGUUGGGACAUGUUGACAAGAGAAAGCACAACAUUUAAAAUGGUCAAAAUAUUAGCUUUCUCUUUUUUAAAAAAAAUGUAUCGUGAGACGAGUGGCUGAAUAAUUUUUAUUUUUAUAUUGAAAUCACACAGUGUGUACAUGUUGUGAUGAGAAUGUCAUGUCUGUGGUGGCCUUCAUGAAACGCCUUUUAAUUUAUCCGGUUACAGUUCAUACAAUGUAGCUGUUGCAGUCUCUAAGAUUUAUACUUGUUUCCAUAAAUGCAAUUUGACAUGAUUUAUUUAUGACUGAUAUCAAAUGUACAUUAUAUGAAACAUUACCCCUUGGGUCUUUUACUGCAGCGUUACUGCCAUUUUAGCCAGAGUCUGAAAACCUUUAUCGGACUGUCCGCAGCUCAGAUGCUGCAGUAUUGAGAGGAAUGAGAGACACUUAAGAAGUGCUCUUUAUUUCUUACGAUACCACAGAUAAGAGUUUAUGCAUGUGCAGGAGCUGCUAUCAUAGUGACCUGCGUGAUUUCUCAGUGGUUUUACUGUGAACAUCCCCACCUGAACGGACGUGUUGAGUAAGUGUGUAGUUUAUGAAAUGAAGUAUGUAUAUAAAUUAUAUUAUUCUUUCAAUGAAAGAGCUAAAGUAGCCUAAACACGUUUAUCUUUGCCUUAAGUAUGAACAAAAUGAUCAAUAAUUUGUUCUUUUACUCCCUCCACUUAUUCUGUUGACCAGUUCACUGUUAAAUUGAUGUAAUCAAAGUCAAUAAAAUAAUGCCUUGGUACA
Messenger RNA from Plectropomus leopardus (leopard coralgrouper), 5155 nucleotides. Its product is annotated as phosphatidate phosphatase LPIN1-like. Gene Ontology annotation, cellular component: mitochondrial outer membrane; nucleus. Gene Ontology annotation, molecular function: transcription coactivator activity; phosphatidate phosphatase activity. Gene Ontology annotation, biological process: positive regulation of transcription by RNA polymerase II; cellular response to insulin stimulus; triglyceride biosynthetic process. The record is from RefSeq and is a predicted model, not a curated record. Lineage: Eukaryota; Metazoa; Chordata; Actinopteri; Perciformes; Serranidae.